AUGAAUAUUACUGAAGACAAGUGGUCUAUUCAACAGCAAUCUCAGGUCCCCCCUUCUCCUCACCAUCCACAUCCCGUAAUGUCCCCACAAAUGAACAGUAUGCCUACGGAAAACUUUAUGCAACCCUUUUCAUAUGACGGUCAAGCUACACAUCAACAAAUCUUUGUACCAAUGCCUCCACAAAAUCCUUCAGCGGCUCGACAAGCUAAUUCUCCAACUAAUCCUUCAAACAAUAAUUCAUCAAACCCCGCUUCAGAUCGUAAAGUCUUGGAUAAUCGACCUACUUUCACAACCACGUUUCACGCUACACCUUUCCAAACUGGUGCUGCUAGGAAACGUAGGACUGAUGUGUUAGGUUUCGCACAAGACUCUGGUCCAUUCUUCUCACCAACUCAACAACAUUAUAGCAUUUAUAGUGUGGAUAGAUCUUUAAGUGCAUUUUCCAUCUCUGGUACAACACACAAUAUUAAUGAAGCUGAUGUACCAUGCUUAAUUGAAGUUGAUGGACAAUUCCAUUCUGUUAAUCAAUACUUAUUGGGAAUCACUGCUCGUGUCUCUAAUAGCGACAAGAAAAUUGAACUUGUACAGCACACUCCAAAACGAGACAAAGGUCCUCAAAUGGUUCCCGUUCCAAAACCAAUUCGUGCUGGUGGAAAUUUGAGUCUUAGUUCUGUUGGUUCUAACUCAAAUAUUGUAACUUUUGAACGUAUUCAAUUCAAGACUGCUACUGCUAAUAAUGGAAAACGUCGAGCUGCCCAACAAUAUUAUGUAGUAAUGGUCGAUCUUUAUGCUCAAACUGAAAAUGGUGAAUACAGGGUUGCUACUUCAACUUCUGCUCCCUUGGUCGUACGUGGUCGUAGUCCUGGUCAUUAUGCUGAUAAUCAUGAUCGUUAUAAUCCAAUGGGUAUAAAUCCAACUUUCCCAAAUGAUCGUCACAUGGGAUUCCCUCAUCCUCAAGGACCAAAUGGUGCUCCUAUGAUGCCACCAGAUUUUAAUGGUGCUCCUUUUCCAGGACCAUAUAGUCAAUACCAGCCCUUUUCAGGUUACCCCCCAGUGAAUGGGGGGCCAAUAAGGAAUGAUGCUUUAUUGAUGAUGGGUUCAAAUGGUCAAGCUCCUCAAUUUCAUCCUCAACAUCCUCAUCAACAAUAUAUGGUACAAAGUGUUACUGAUAAUGAUAACCAAAAUCAAGAAAUGUAUAGUAAUGCAAAUAUGGAUCCAACUAUUGUUAAUAGUUCUCAUGACCCAAAAUUGCAUGAAAUGCAUAUGGAUGGAGUUACUGCAACAUCUGGACCACAUUCAGCAUUUUCGAAUUUCGAAUCUCGUCAAAUUCCAACGACGGUAGCUGGUUCAAACGCUUCACAAGGUAGCAAACCAUUUAUGAAGAUCGAAAUCCCUCCUUCUUCUGAAAUUCCAGAUCAUCCACUAACCUCGCCCGCUUAUCAUUCACAAGAGUAUGUUGAGGGAUUCCAUAUGUACAACGGUAGUCAUCCUGCAAAUAAUGCAUCUACUCAUCACGGCGGUUAUCAUUCUGACAGCGAACAACAUAAUAUGAACGGACGUCCAACAAGACCAGAUGGUUCCUUGGAUCAUAACCAUUCACCACAAAUGAAGAGCGAUAAAUCGGAACACAAUUCAAAACCAUUAUCAACUAAUAAAAAUAUCACAACUCCAACAACCGAAUUAGGAAAAAAUCUUAGCCAAUUAAACAUGAAUUACCGAAUGAGUAAAAUGGAAGAAGAUAAGCUGUAA
Cetraspora pellucida is the source of this 1749-nucleotide messenger RNA. The record is from the annotation of a GenBank genome assembly. Lineage: Eukaryota; Fungi; Glomeromycota; Glomeromycetes; Diversisporales; Gigasporaceae.